CUCCGGUUCUUCAAUUGUAGCAAUCAUGGCAGCUUGUGUAAACUAUCUACCUCUCUUCAUUCUUUCUCUUUCUACUGCCUAUUUUGCUCCGGUUCAAAGUGGAGUUGGCUUCAGCGCCCAACUCAUCCACCGUGAUUCGCCAAGAUCUCCUUUCCACAACUCAUCAGAAACCCAUUCACAACGCCUGACUAACGCCUUUCGCCGUUCCAUCAACCGCCUCUCUCACUUCAACACAUCAAGACAUGAACUUCAAUCCAAUCAAGAUGCCCCUCUGUUCGAUCCUAAGUCUUCCUCCACCUACGAACCUCUGUCAUGCUUGUCAACAGAAUGCAAAGGUCUGAAUGCAACUAUAGAUGGAACUUUUUGCCCCCCCAAAGCAGGGGAUAGUACUUGCUUGUAUACAUACACCUAUGGAAGUGGAUUCACAAAUGGUGAUCUUGCCACGGAAACAAUCACCCUAACGUCAGUCAGCGGCAAACCGAUAGCCUUUCCGAAGACCAUCAUCGGCUGCGGAAGGAACAAUAGUGGAACCUUUAACAAGGAAGAAUUUGGUAUCAUUGUCCUCGGAGGAGGUGUUGUUUCCCUUGUUUCCCAAUUGGUUCCUUCAAUAGAUGGAAAGUUCUCCUAUUGCUUGGUUUCUACUCCCGAUAUGCCUUACUACUCAAGCAAGAUUUACUUUGGUGCUAAUGCUAUUGUUUCAGGGCAUGGAGUUGUCACUACUCCUUUGGCAAAGAAAAACCCAGACACUUACUAUUUUCUUACCCUACAAGCGAUCUCUGUUGACGAUGUUAUAAUAGAAUUCAAAGGUUCUGCUUUUGGAACCACAGAAGGAAACAUCAUCAUUGACUCGGGGACUACAGCGACUAUGUUGCCUAAACACUUUUACCUGAAAUUGGAAUCAGCAAUUGCUAGUAAGAUACAGGCCAAGCGUGUUCAUGACCCUAAUAAGGUUUAUGGUCUCUGCUAUAAAUUUAAUUCCAAUUUCAAAGUUCCCAAAAUUGUAGUUCGUUUUGCUUUUGCUUCUGUGAAGUUGGAUCCUUUAAACACCUUCAUUAUAGAAUCUAAGCAUGUCGGAUGCUUCCCCUUUUUACCAACGGACAACGGAAGUGCAAUCUAUGGCAACAUGAACCAGAUGAACUUCUUGAUUGGGUAUGAUACUGUGAAGCGGACUGUUUCUUUCAAGCCAACUGAUUGCACAAUUCACUAGUUUUAUGCUUCUGUCUUUCAUUUUUGGUUCUACAUAUAUGUGAUUAUUUAUCCAUACAAGAUAUUGAUAUAUUUUCUUUGUUUUCUUAAUGUGGACUCUAAUUCCUCUAUACUUGCGCGAUUCAGAGUAUUUAUGCUUGCAAUUGUUUGGAAUGCUUGUUUAGUGUUUGAUGGAAAAGAAUAUGGUUUUUGUAAAUUAUGACUCUGGUGGUCAUUAUCUGUUACUAUUGUCUUUUAAUUUUCAUUACACAAUAAAAUAAAUUUUGAUUG
Molecule: messenger RNA, 1476 nt
Organism: Rubroshorea leprosula
Lineage: Eukaryota; Viridiplantae; Streptophyta; Magnoliopsida; Malvales; Dipterocarpaceae
Source: the annotation of a GenBank genome assembly